This is a messenger RNA of Galeopterus variegatus (Sunda flying lemur), 1644 nucleotides long. RefSeq names its product threonine synthase-like 2 (S. cerevisiae) (gene THNSL2). Bases 74 to 1420 code for a protein of 448 amino acids. The record is from RefSeq and is a predicted model, not a curated record. Lineage: Eukaryota; Metazoa; Chordata; Mammalia; Dermoptera; Cynocephalidae. Gene Ontology annotation, molecular function: pyridoxal phosphate binding. The transcript has 7 exons. Gene Ontology annotation, biological process: 2-oxobutyrate biosynthetic process; dephosphorylation.
AGGGGGCUGUGUGUGCUGGGAGCUUGGAAAGCAAGUGCCUCUGGGACUAUCCCCUCUGCAGACCUCCAAGAUCAUGCGGUACAUCAGCACCCGGGGGAUGGCCCCACCGGUCGACUUUGAGGGGGCCCUCUUCUCUGGCUAUGCACCUGAUGGGGGCCUCUUCAUGCCCGAGGAGCUCCCACAGCUGGACAGACAGACCCUGUGUCAGUGGAGCACGCUCUCCUAUCCUGGCCUAGUGAAGGAGCUGUGCACUCUCUUCAUUGGACCUGAGCUCAUUCCGAGAGAAGACUUAAAUGGUCUGAUCGACCAAGCCUUCAGCAGAUUCCAGCACAGAGAGGUGGUCCAUCUGUCCAGGUUGAAGAACGGGCUGAACGUGUUGGAGCUGUGGCAUGGAGUCACGUAUGCAUUUAAGGACUUGUCCCUGUGCUGCACAGCACAGUUCUUGCAGUACUUCCUGGACAAGAGAGAGAAGCACGUUACCGUGGUUGUAGGAACUUCUGGGGACACAGGGAGUGCUGCCAUUGAGAGUGUUCAAGGGGCAAAGAACGUGGACAUCAUUGUUCUACUGCCCAAAGGUCACUGUUCGAAGAUUCAGGAGCUCCAGAUGACAACGGUGCUGAAGGAGAAUGUCCGUGUGUUUAGAGUAGAGGGAAACAGCGAUGAGCUCGAUGAGCCCAUCAAGGCCGUGUUCACCGACGUGGCUUUUGUCAAGAAGCACAAUCUGAUGAGCCUGAAUUCCAUCAACUGGUCCCGGGUCCUCGUGCAGAUGGCCCACCACUUCUUUGCUUACUUCCGGUGUGUGUCCUCCUUGGACACGUGUCCCCUACCCCCCGUGGAGGUGGUUGUGCCAACGGGGGCUGCCGGCAACCUUGCAGAAACUGCACUAGGUGCUAGAGAUACAGAAACAAAUAAANAGGUGCCCUACAACAUGGAGAGGAUCUUCUGGCUGCUCUCAGGCUCUGAUAGCCAGGUGACAAGAGCCCUCAUGGAGCAGUUUGAAAGGACCCAGAGUCUGAAUCUACCCAGGGACCUGCACAGCAAGCUUUCAGAGGCAGUGACGUCUGCAUCAGUGUCGGAUGAGGCCAUCACCCAGGCCAUGGGCCGCUGCUGGGAUGAGAACCGGUACUUGCUGUGCCCUCACUCGGCUGUGGCUGCCAGCUGCCAUUACCAGUGGACAGACAGGCAGCAGUCCAGCAUCCCCCGGUGCUGCCUGGCCCCCGCCUCUGCGGCCAAGUUCCCGGAAGCUGUCCUGGCUGCAGGGCUGACCCCCGAGACCCCUGCAGAGAUCCUGGCCCUGGAGCACAAGGAGACACGCUGCACCCUGAUGCGGAGAGGUGAUGACUGGACGCAGAUACUGCGGGACACGAUCGAGGACUUAAGCCGGCGGUGGAGGGGUCAUGCCCCGAACUCCUCAGAAUAGCCAGGCUGGAAUUGGCCUCCUUUAGGCUCCAGAUCCCGGAGCGGGUAUGGCCUCUGAACUUGUGCCCUUUCUCCCAUCAAGAGUGGAAGUUGGAGGUCCUUGGGAGGCUUAGUUUAUCUGGCCCCCCAGCCAAAUCCAAAGGUCUUGGCCAGCUUGUUAGAAGCUUCCACCUGUUAAAAUGUUGGAAGUCCCUGGAAUAAAAGUGCUGUUUAGUGUGAUGGAAA